Messenger RNA from Scleropages formosus (Asian bonytongue), 2289 nucleotides. It is a transcript of the gene neflb, whose product is annotated as neurofilament light chain b. The transcript is spliced from 4 exons. Gene Ontology annotation, cellular component: intermediate filament; axon; postsynaptic intermediate filament cytoskeleton. Bases 136 to 1818 code for a protein of 560 amino acids. Lineage: Eukaryota; Metazoa; Chordata; Actinopteri; Osteoglossiformes; Osteoglossidae. The record is from RefSeq and is a predicted model, not a curated record. Gene Ontology annotation, biological process: neurofilament bundle assembly. Gene Ontology annotation, molecular function: structural constituent of postsynaptic intermediate filament cytoskeleton.
GAGACGCGACAGGACGCUCGCUAUCGAUCCUGGCAGCCGGUGGCCCUCAUAUGGCCUGCGUCACAACGCUCCCCGGCGCUAUAAAUACCGGGAGGAGCUGCAGCAGUGCAGAGCCGCGAACCACCGCGAGGAGCCAUGACUUCGCUAGGCUACGAUCCCUACUACUCAUCCUACCGCCACCGCUAUGUGGAGUCCGGGCCCCGGGUGGCGGUGCGCAACAGCGGGGGCCUCCCGUGUCGCUCGGUGUAUUCCAGCCUGGCGGCACCUCCCCUCUCCAACUGGCUGCACUACUCAGGCUUUGGUCGCACGGCGUCCUUCUCCUCGCCGCUGUCCCUGCUGGGCUCGGCACCUGACUUGGACCUCAGCCAGGCGGCGCAGGUGAGCUCCGACUUCCGGGCGGUGCGCAUGCAGGAGAGCGCCCAGCUGCAGGAGCUCAACGACCGCUUCGCCGGCUUCAUCGAGCACGUGCGCGAGCUGGAGCAGUGCAACCGCGCCCUGGAGGCGGAGCUCCUCGUGCUGCGGCGCCGCAACGGCGAACCGUCCCGCCUGCACGUGCUCUACGAACAGGAGGCGCGCGAGCUGAGAGCCGCCGUGGAGGAGGCGAGCGCCGAGAAGCAGGCCGCCCAGGGCCGCCGGGACCGCCUGGAGGAGGCGCUGCGGGGCCUGCAGGCCCGCUAUGAGGAGGAGGCGGUCGCCCGCGAGGACGCCGAGGCGCGGCUGCUGGAGGCGCGGAAGGGCGCGGACGAGGCGGCGUUGGGGCGCGCAGAGCUCGAGAAGCAAACCGACUCCCUGCUGGACGAGCUGGCCUUCUUGAAGCGGCUGCACGAGGGCGAGAUCGCCGAGCUCCAGGCGCAGGCGCAGUUCAGCGCCCAGGUGUCCGCGCAGACGGAGACGGCGGCGCCCGACCUGUCGGCGGCGCUGCGCGACAUCCGCGCCCAGUACGAGCGUCUGGCGCAACGCAACAUGCAGUCGGCGGAGGACUGGUUCCACGGCAAGGUGAGCACCAUGACGGAGAGCGCCGCGCGCCACGGCGACGACAUGCGCAAAGCCCGCGACGAGGCCGGCGAGUACCGGCGCCUGCUCAAGGCGCGCGGCCUGGAGGUCGAGGUGUGCCGGAGCGCCACCCAGGAGCUGGAGAAGCAGCUGCAGGACAUCGAGGAGAAGCAGAGCGCCGAGAUCGCCGCCAUGCAGGAGGCAAUCGGCCAGCUGGAGAACGAGCUGAGCGCCACCAAGAAUGAGAUGGCCCGCUACCUGAAGGAGUACCAGGACCUGCUCAACGUCAAGAUGGCCCUGGACAUUGAGAUCGCAGCCUACAGGAAGCUUCUAGAAGGGGAGGAGACCCGUUUCAGUGUGGGCGGCGCCGGCUCCCUCCAGAGCGUCUUCUCACAGAGCGUGUCGGCCGUUCCAUCCUUCGGCCGCUCCGUGUUCUCGCUGCAGUCCAGCCUGAGCUCCGGCGCCCCCUACCUGCUGAGCUCGCGCCUGCUCAGCUCCUCCUUCUCCUCUGCGGACGAGAUGAUCGGCGCGAGCCAGGCGCAGCGUUCCGAGGAGGGCCUGCCGGCGGGGGGUGACGAGGAGCAGCAGCAGCAGGAGGAGGAGGAGAAGGAGGUUCAGGAUGGAGAGGAAGAAGGUGAAGCUGAGGAAGGAGGCGAAGGCGAGGAGGAGGAAGAGGAGGAAGGCGCCAGUGACAAGGAGGGCGGGGAACAGGGUGAAGGAGAGAGCGGGGCCGGCGGCGGAGCUGGAGGAGACACCCGGGGCGCAGGAAAGGAGGAGCGAGGGGACGAAGGCGGGGACCGCAAGGCCGAGGAGAAGGAGGACUGAGCUGCCGCCGUCGUUCAGAUCGUUCCCAAGGGCCGCGAGCGGAGGGAUCCGAACCUGAGCCGACCUGUAAAGUGUGCUGCUUCCUGUAUAAUGGUGCUCUAUGCAACAAAUCAUAAUCGAGUCGCUGCGACGAGAGACGUGUAACCAUUCCUCCAGAGCCAGUGCGUGCGUGCGUGAGUGCGAGAACCAUCACAGACACGCGUGUGUUUUCCUGUGUGCGGGUGAAUGAACAGCAGGAGGCAUCGUCUGGGCCUCGGCGAUGCUGCCCAGCCCAUUGUUUCGACUGGUGCAAAGAGAGCGGUGAAGCACCGCCCCGAACGAGUCGCCGCCGCCGCCGCCUGCCUGCGGAGCACAAGUGUGUUUGAAUGACGACAAAUGCAUCUUAGGGAAUAGAGCUCAUCAUGUACUGUAUGCAAAUAAAGAUGGAAUUCACGCUGACUGGAAAUAUUGACUUUUAUAUCAGCAAAAGGA